Messenger RNA from Suillus plorans, 2052 nucleotides. RefSeq lists its product as uncharacterized. Lineage: Eukaryota; Fungi; Basidiomycota; Agaricomycetes; Boletales; Suillaceae. The transcript has 6 exons. Bases 316 to 1836 code for a protein of 506 amino acids. Gene Ontology annotation, biological process: cellular response to oxidative stress; glutathione metabolic process; cell redox homeostasis. The record is from RefSeq and is a predicted model, not a curated record. Gene Ontology annotation, cellular component: cytosol; mitochondrion. Gene Ontology annotation, molecular function: NADP binding; flavin adenine dinucleotide binding; glutathione-disulfide reductase (NADPH) activity.
CCGCAACUUUCGAUGACGCAGCAAUGACCAAGGUUCUGACUGAGCAGGGUGCUAAAGCCUAUAUAAUUAGAGUGCAGACGAGCCAUUGCUCGUCCAAUUCCUUAAGGUGGCCCCUUUAUUGCACAGCGCCCUAUUUGUUGCGAAAUUUACAACAUCGCAAUCCUUAGUGCGCGCACAGGCAUCGCAGCGGCUCUUUCAGGUAAUGCCCUGCCAACUUGAAUGUGCCAUGAUAGGCUCAUAGGUCACCUCAGUAUCUGAUCUUCUCUUGUUCCCACACCCCAGAUAUCAAGAUCAUUCUCGAAUACUAGCACUAAGAUGGCACCACUCAAUAAACUGCAGGAGAGAUACGACUACAUCUGCAUCGGUGGUGGAAGCGGAGGAGUCGCAUCAUCGCGUCGCGCUGCAUCUUAUGGCAAGAAAGUUGCUCUCAUCGAAUCGUCACCGCAUCUGGGUGGUACUUGCGUGAAUGUUGGCUGCGUUCCCAAAAAAAUCAUGUGGCAUGCGGCUGACCUUGCAGACCGUCUGCGCCAUGCAAGCAAAGGGUACCAUUUCGAAAAUGUCCCACCGCCCCAAUUCAACUGGGCAUCCUUCAAACCGCAGCGUGAUGCCUACAUUCGCCGGUUGAAUGGCAUAUAUGAGAAGAACCUCGAGAAAGAAAAGGUGGACUACUAUGGUGGCGCUGCGCGUCUAGUCUCGCCCAACGAGGUUCAGAUCACGCCGUCCGACGGUAGCGAGCCAUACAUCAUAGCAGGUGAUUACAUCACCGUUGCCACUGGAGGUCGCCCUACCAUACCAAGUGACGACCAGAUCCCCGGCGCGAGUCUUGGAAUCGAUUCUGAUGGCUUCUUUGACCUUGAGGACCAACCCAAGCGCGUGGCUGUCGUCGGCGCAGGAUACAUCGCUGUUGAGCUCGCCGGUGUACUUCAUACACUAGGUAGUGAGACACAUGUUCUCAUCAGGCGCGAACGCGUUCUCCGCACUUUUGAUCCUAUCCUCCAGGAUACACUUACACCUUGGAUGGAGCACACUGGAAUCAAGAUCCACAAGAAUACAUCGGUCAUCAAAGUUGAAGGCCAGAAGGGUGGUGAAUUGACUGUGCACCUCAACGAUGGCACACAACUCAAGGUGGACUGUGUGCUGUGGGCUAUUGGACGGCACGCAAACACUGAGGGUGUGGGUCUCGAAGAGCUUGGGAUCCAGCUCGACAAGAAGGGCGAUGUAGUUGUGGAUGAAUUCCAGAAGGCCCUGUUUGUAGAGGGCAAGCCUCAGCUACAGAAUAUAUUUGCGAUCGGCGAUGUCCAGGGCAAGGCGCUCUUGACUCCUGUCGCUAUCGCAGCAGGUCGGCGACUAUCAAAUAGGCUGUUCGGGCCUGAGAAAUUCAAGAACGACAAAUUGUUGUAUGAGGAUAUCCCAACGGUCGUUUUCUCUCACCCCACCAUUGGCACGGUAGGCCUAACGGAGCCCGAAGCUCGCCAGAAGUAUGGGUCUGCUGUUAAGAUCUACAAAUCCUCUUUUCGUUCACUUUACUUCUCUCAAAUUGAGGAAGAGCACAAGGAGCCUACCGUGUACAAGCUUAUUGUUGUUGGCGAAGAAGAACGUGUAGUCGGUGUACAUAUUAUUGGACAAGGAAGCGACGAGGUAAUGCAAGGUUUUGCAGUGGCCGUCAAGAUGGGAGCCCGGAAACAGGACCUAGAUGACACGGUUGCUAUCCAUCCAACAUCUGCUGAAGGUGAAUGGGCUCCAUCAUUUGAUAGAUUUGACAUGCUGACGGAUGUGCGUAGAACUGGUCACCCUUCGUUAAGCCAGGCACGCUGGUGGGAUUCGGCCAUCAUAUAGCAUAGCAUAAAGUCAGGUGUACUUUUAGAAUACAAAUUUUAGGAGCUGAAGCCGAAGCUUAUCGACGAGAAGAAAGAAAUGACUCAGAUGAGGGGACUCAGUCUCUGGCCGUGCCACACCUACCAGGCAUUUUCAAAACUCCGAAGAGUAUCCACUGCCAAGUCCCAAAAAAGUCCAGUGUUGUAUUGUCUCGAAACGAUCUACUCCAUUGUCCAA